UUGGAGAAAACUAAAUUUAAAAUAGCAAAAGAAGAGAACGGGCAACUAACUAAAGAUGUAAAGGCCAAAGAAAGAAGUGAAGAAAAGGGCAAACAAGCCAAAGAAGUAAAUGUCAAGAGAAAAAGUGGAGAUAAAGCUAACGAAAAGCAGUCACUGACUGAGAUAUCUGAAGUCGGAAGAAAUACUUACGUAGUGUGCUUAAAGGACUACGACGAAGAUUAG
Messenger RNA from Parnassius apollo (apollo), 222 nucleotides. Lineage: Eukaryota; Metazoa; Arthropoda; Insecta; Lepidoptera; Papilionidae. The record is from the annotation of a GenBank genome assembly.